Molecule: messenger RNA, 2256 nt
Organism: Arctia plantaginis
Lineage: Eukaryota; Metazoa; Arthropoda; Insecta; Lepidoptera; Erebidae
Source: the annotation of a GenBank genome assembly
AUGACCAUUGAAAAGCUUUCACGAAUAAAAAUGAUUAAAACAAAGAAAAAGAACGUGGAACAUGAGUAUGAAAGUUAUAUCCUUGAAGAGUAUAAUACCCAUAUACCUAAUAGUCAUAAAUUGUUUCCAGUAAACUCACUCACUGAACAAAUAUGCAACAAAUUGAAUGGUAUUUGUUCUAUUUGCGGUAUCAUCGCAUCGGAGCAAGCAGCUGAUCAUGACAGCAGCAACAUAAUGGGGCUACCCAAAUUUGACGUCACCAUGGGCAGCCAGUCGACCACUCCAUUUAGUAAAGAUUAUCUAGAAUACAACGACAUUUCAGAUGAAAAAACAUUCAAUACUAAUCGUAAUUUUUUUGAAAAUGAUAAAAUUAACGUAGAUGACAUUAAUAAACAUACAAUAAAUACAAGAAAAUUUAAAACUAAGAAAAUAAAAAGUCUGAAGAAGGAUGGAGAAGAAAAUGCCAAAAGUAGAGUGAUAAGAGAAAUAAAAGAUCCUGGAUGCGAUUCAUUCAAAUUAGAAUCUGGACUUAUCACACAUCCUCACAAUAUUCUUAGUCCAAAUAAACAUUAUUAUAAUAAUAGUAAUUGUGUUACUGUUAUCGAUGCUGGAGUUGGCAAUGUCGUAAAGAUGACUUUUAUCGACAUGUUUCGAAUAGAAAACCAUCCAGAAUGUAUUUAUGACUAUUUAGAAAUCCGAGAUGGUUUCUAUGGGUUCGCCAAACUGCUCGGAAAAGUGUGCGGUCAAGCUUUCCCCAAACAAAUCACCACUUCGGGGCCUUACGCGUGGUUAAAAUUUCAUUCAGAUGACACCAUAGAGUACGAAGGCUUUAAGAUAAGCAUUGAAUUCAAAGCUGAAGCCCAUAGCCAUAAGAUACCAGCUGCUUGCCAUAAAACCUUUACGAAUGAUAUGAAAGGAGUUAUCGAAAAGGGUAAGAAUUUUUCAGGGAUUGAUCCAGAAUGCGUUUCGGGUAGUGAGGAUCAGCCUUUGGAUGUACUAUGGACUAUCAUAACUGAGGAAGAAAACAAGAUUUAUUUAAACUUUACAACUUACGAUUUAUAUAAACCAAAUGAAUGUGAGGACAAUGUGAUUCAAGUUUUUGGGUCUGUCAUCGAAUUGGACUCUAAAUUAGCACAAUAUUGUGGAUCUGUAGCUAACUCCGUCACAACGAAGGAUCCUGACGGUAACAUUAUGCAUGUGAGGUUCUAUGCAUCACAACUGUCUAAAGUAAAGUCUCUGAUUAAAGCCUCAUUCAAUCCGUUUAGAAUGGUGAAUCAAGCUAUCGAAGGAGCUAAAUGUCGUGAUGAAACUGAGUUCGACUGUGAAGACAAUACAUGUAUACCUAAACUCUUGGCAUGUGAUGAUGAAGCACAGUGCAGGCUAAAAGCAGAUGAGGAACCCAGCCGUUGUAAAACGGUGCACAAGUCUGCUAUCGAAGAGACUCACAUUCUGGUCAUCCUCAUCAUCUUCUCUCUGAUCCUGUCUAGUAUGAGUUUUGUGUUCAUCUUUAAGUGCGUAAGGAAAUUGUACCAAGACCAUAAAAUUAUUAAGGAGCAUUUAAGACAGUCAACUGAAGAUCGGCUGGAUGCUAUAGACGGCAGCCGGUUAACCCUUGACCCGCACAAACUCCAGAUGGAUAGUGAACCAAGAGCCAGUUUAGAAAGAGAAAAUCUUACAAAUGAAAUGUAUAAAAAGAAGAGAAGUUUCUCGAAGCACAAGCAACCCAGCAUAGAAUCAGAUUAUAUUAUAGAAACUCAAAUAGACUUCGAAGAGGAAACAUGGAGAAGAGAAGUAGACAGCAUGCCCACAGAAGUAGAAGAUAUAAGAAUAGAACGUAAUGGCCGAACAAGAAGAAGCGAUUUAAGUAAAAAAGAAGAAUCUAUGAGACACAAGACAAAAGAAUCUGAUGAGAAUAGAGAGAGGAAAGAAAUAAGAGAUGUGUCUGUUGGAGCUCCUGAUACAAAAGAGUCAGGUUGUCAAACUAGAGAAAGUCUAUUUCAAACAGAUCCACCGCCAAGUUCAGAUGGAUCUGGAACUAACAGCAGAGGAUUUUCAACCUUCGGUUACUCGGGAGCUACGAUCGCGAGGCCUUCACCACCGGCAUCUACUAAAACUUCAGAGAUCACCAUUGAACUGCUAAAACAGAUUCCUCCUCAGGAAUCGAAACCCCAAAAGAAACUCGAUCGACGUCCCAUUAGCACUGAAACCACGCGGUCAGCUCCUGACGUCAUCAUCGUCUCCAAACCGAUUCGCUGA